This is a messenger RNA of Suillus paluster, 2225 nucleotides long. RefSeq lists its product as uncharacterized. Gene Ontology annotation, biological process: tRNA wobble uridine modification; tRNA methylation. Gene Ontology annotation, cellular component: cytoplasm. The record is from RefSeq and is a predicted model, not a curated record. The coding region runs from base 368 to 2044 and encodes 558 amino acids. The transcript is spliced from 4 exons. Lineage: Eukaryota; Fungi; Basidiomycota; Agaricomycetes; Boletales; Suillaceae. Gene Ontology annotation, molecular function: GTP binding.
CAAUUUGAUCGCCAGGAAAAAAAUAGCGCAGACAUCCCCCAAUGCUAGGGGAUGUACAACUGAGACCAAUACGUACGACAUUCUGAUUCAGAAUGAGUCGUUAAAGGUAAAGCUUUUCGAUACGCCCGGCCUUGAUCAGGACUCUGAAAGUGCAGUCCCAGAUGAGAAAGCUCGACUACUCUUGGAGAACCUCAUUCGAACUCUGACAGAACAAGGUGGCAUUCAACUCAUCGUGUACUGUGUGCGGGGUGCCACAAGAGCGGCGACUCAGGCACUCCGCGGCCACUACGACUUUAUUCGCUCCAAAGUCGAGAAGCUAGUUCCAAUUGUCCUUGUCGUCACAGGUUUGGAUUGCCGUGAACCAGAAAUGGAAGAUUGGUGGAGGGUUAACGAGACAUACAUCUCAAACCUCGGGAUGAACUUUGCUGGUCACGCGUGUGUCACCACGGCGAAUGCAAAAUCUCAGCUGGGGGAGCGCCGCAACCAAUCAUACCAUACUGUCUGUAACCUCAUCAAGCAGACAAGCACGAGUGCAACCCGUAGCAACACUCAUAAAAAUGUCAUCCUCUUUGGGCAGGCGGGGUCAGGCAAAAGCUCACUCAUCAACCUCAUGGCGGGAAAGGACGAAGCAGACACAUCACCCGAUAUGAAACCCCACCGGGCUAUAAGCUCGGCAGAAUAUGACAUCGAAUUCGAUGGGGAGUCUUACAAGGUGUUCGAAACCAUCGGACUCGAGGAACCACAGCUGGGGCUCCCACAGUACCUCGAAACUGUCAGGAGUGCCUGUGAGCUUAUCCAGAAUUUGGAGAGCCAAGGCGGUAUUGAUCUACUUCUGUUCUGCAUGCGCGCAGGCAGACUCACUGCCACGCUUCAGAGCAAUUACCGACUCUUUCACGAAUUCCUCUGCGACAAACAGGUUCCCAUUGUUAUAGCGAUCACGCACCUCGAAGAAGAGGAGGGUCGGCUGAAUGCCUGGUGGGAGAGAAACGAGGAAGUCUUCCUUGAACAGGACGUCCGUGUCGAUGGUCAUGCUUGCGUCGUUGCCGCUGAUCGGCAUGACAAAUACCCACUUCAGUAUAAAGAAUCGCGCGUCAAGAUCCGCAACCUUGUCAAGAAGUUUACUGUCGAGAGGAAGUCGACAUUGUCAAGAGGAGACCAUUUCGUGAGGUUUAUGUUGAAGCUGAAGAACCUACUACUUCCAGGUGGAGUGAAUAGGAAGCAUAUUGUCUCUUACCUUACCACCCGUUGUGGUGUGCCUCGAGAUGCUGCAAGAGAAGUGGCUGAAAUGAUCAAGAACACCAAGCGUAAGAAUGUCGUCCUCUUCGGGCAGACAGGAGCAGGGAAAAGCUCGCUUAUCAACCUCAUGGCGGGAAAGGGUGUUGCAGGUACAUCCAACGAUAUGAAAGGCUGCACUAUGCGCUCGGAAGAAUAUGACAUCGAAUUCGGUGGCGAGUCUUACAAGGUGUUCGAUACCAUCGGACUCGAGGAACCACAGCUGGGACUCACACAGUACCUCGAAGCUGUCGAGAAUGCCUAUAAGCUCAUCCAGAAUUUGGAGAGACAAGGCGGCAUUGAUUUGCUUCUGUUCUGCAUGCGCGCAGGCAGACUCACUGCUACGCUCCAGAACAAUUACUGGCUGUUUCACGAAUUCCUCUGCGAGAAGAAGGUUCCAAUUGUUGUAGCGAUCACGCACCUCGAAGAAGAGGAGGGUGUGCUGGAUGCCUGGUGGGAGAGAAACGAAGGAAUCUUCCUCGAACAGGGUGUCCAUGUCGCUGGUCAUGCGUGCAUCAUCGCCGCUGAUCGGCAUGGCAAAUACUCAGACCUGUAUGAAGAAUCGCGCGUCACGAUCCGCAAUCUUGUCAAGAAGUUUGCCGGGGGGCCAGAGUGGACAGGAGGAAACAACCUGUUCGUGUCGUUGAUGCGUAAGCUGAAGGAGCUACUUAUAGGUCCGGUGAAUCCGAGGAAGGAUACCGUCCCCCGCCUCACCAAGCGUUGUGGUAUGUCUCGAGAAGCCGCAACACAAUUGGCUGAUAUGAUCAAGUAAGGGGUGGCUACCUGACUUCCCGUGUUUAAAUUGGAUAACUCGUGCUCAUCCUACCUGCCUACAUACACCUCCAUACUAUCUACAUGCAGUGUGUGGUGCCACUCUUCGUCGGAGAAUGCAAAUCAUUGUAGCGCUUCAGAGAUGUUGUGGAGUUAACUGUCUGAUCCAAUUUGAACGUUGU